AUGUCAAUUGAUAGUGUGAUAAGAACUCAGCAGCAUAAAUCGGAGAAAUUCAAAACAAGAGCCAAAUUAUUUGCAGUUAAUUUUCGGGAGAACUUUACAUCUAUCAAAAGUACCGGCCGGUCCAACCGAAAAUGCCCUUCCCGUUGGCCUGAAAGGUUAACAAAACAGAGCAGUGAAGAGAGUUACAGAGAAGACACAAGAAUCUGGUCUGGAACCGUAUCAGAGAUCUAUCUAAAUGGUUUAGGUAUAAACUGGACAAGGAUUCACAAUGUGAUGGACAUGAAUGCUGGUUAUGGAGGAUUCGCGGCUGCUCUUAUAAACAGACCUCUCUGGGUGAUGAAUGUGGUUCCUGUGAAAUGUGAAGACAAGUUAUCUAUGAUUUUCGAUAGAGAGCGGAGUUUCGGUACGGACGUUUUCAUGGCGCCAAAAACUGAGGUGAUGAAGGCAGUGGAGGCGCUACAGAGAGACGUGGAGAGAAUCGAGGUGCUGGAGAAGAGCAUCGAGGAGAUGAGGCAGCAGAUGGGGAAGCUGAGUGUCCUCGAUCGCUUGGAACGGCACCUGGAUGAGGUUGACAGGAGCAAACAGAAGGCGGAGGAGAUCGUGAUUGGCUCCGUCAAACUUUCGAGCACCGGGAAACAAAGAGAGGAAGAUGAUCCCGGAUCAGCUACGGUCGUGGAUCAGAAUGUUUCCUCGCUGCUCCAUACCACUACGGAGGUUGUUACCGCCAAGUUGGAGGGAGACACGGUGGUAACCGUCUCAGGUGAACCGGCAAAGAAGGAUCGCAACGAGCCGCUCACGAGGAAGAUUGAAAUUCCGGUGUUCGAUGGUGAGAACGCGGAGAGUUGGGUAUUGAGGGUUGAGCAGUAUUUCGAGAUGGGAGAUUUCUCGGAGGAGGAGAAGCUCCGAGCGGUGAGGAUGUGUUUUGACGAGGAUGCAUUACUUUGGUAUCGUUGGGAACGGGAGAGGAAUCCGUUUGUGAGCUGGGACCAGCUGAAGCGUAGGGUGCUGGUGCAGUUCUCAGACGAUUUCAAAUCCAGCGCUGGUGAGCAAUUGAUGACGCUGAGGCAGGACGGGUCGGUGAAGGAUUACUGCAAGGAAUUCAUCGCGAUCGCCACUAAUGCGCCGGGGUUGGCAGAGGACGUGUUGGAAAUGGCGUUUAGGAUUGGGUUGAACCCACGGAUUCUGGCAGGGAUGAAGAUGUUGAAUCCGCGUGGGUUGGAGAAAAUGAUGAGUGCGGCGAGACGGGUAGAAGAAUGGGAUGAGGCAGAGGAUUUCCGAUCGGGGCCGCUGCGUGGAGGAGCGGAGAAGUGGUCGAGGAAUUCAUCGGGUCGUUUUGCAGCGGCAAAUCCCAAGCCCAGUUCUCAUCCGGGUCAAGGCGGAAAGGCACCACCGCAUAAUCGUCUGAAACCACCGUUUCGUCGUCUGACGCCGGCGGAGUUGGCGAAAUGGAAGGCGGAGGGCCUUUGCUUCAAAUGUGACGAGAAAUUCGUGUAUCCACACCAAUGCGCGAAGAGAGAAUUGAUGGUAUUACUCGUCCUGGAGGACGGAUCUGAGGAGUUGUUGACUUGCGAUUGGGAAGAAGAUCCGGCUCUGGAGAUGAUGGAGAUCGCGGAGUUAUCCCUCAAUUCCAUUGCGGGGAUCUCUUCACCUCACACUAUCAAGCUGAUUGGGACAAUUGAAGGUGAACCCGUGGUGGUGAUGAUUGAUAGUGGGACUUCUCACAACUUUGUGAGCGAAUCAAUGCUAGGCCGGUUAGGCUUGGUACCGGAGACGAUUGGUGGUUACGGAGUCCGCACUGGUGGUGGGAUUACGGUCAAAGGGAAGGGAGUGUGUAGGAAUGUGAAGCUCGAGAUGCAGGGUUGUCGAGUCAUCACGAGCUUACUUCCUUUGUCUCUGGGAACGGCGGAUGUAAUAUUGGGGUGUCAAUGGUUAGAGACCCUCGGAGAUACGUAG
Messenger RNA from Microthlaspi erraticum, 1953 nucleotides. Lineage: Eukaryota; Viridiplantae; Streptophyta; Magnoliopsida; Brassicales; Brassicaceae. The record is from the annotation of a GenBank genome assembly.